GAUUCGUUAAGAUACAGACCGACAGGUGGCGGUAAUGCAGCAAUCUGGUUCUCCAAACCCGCAUUUACACUAAACGAAGAAAACGCAUCGGCCGUCGGAUGCGGGAAACGCGAGCGUGUUAUUGAGGACUCGAUUAGACCUGAGAGAAUGGAGAUGAAGAACCCAGUGAACGUGUUGCGCUUGCCCAGAGGUCCAGACCUUCACGGCCGUGGUUUUGACCCCAGCUCACCUCGGUACAUUGCCUUGUGUCUGUCGUCCAUCUCAGCUUCCACAGCAAGCUGCACCAACCUCGAGAACAUGGAGGAAGAGCAGAGAAUCCGCUCGGACCUGCGAGAACGGUUCCUCAGGACUCUUAUAGCCAUGACUGAUAAACAGGUUCACUUCAGAAUGUACGAAAAAGUUCAAGUGCAGGCAAAAUUUGGCUCCUCAGACAUCGACAUCCUGAACUUUCAGGUUUCUGACCUGCAGACGCCGCUGGGGGUUCAGAAAGAGGCGUUACUCAGGUGUCAGGACGUCAUCUCCUUCUCCUUUAACCUGUGAGAUGGGAAUGAUAGAGUUCUAUUAAAGUAAACGGUUUUGUUUA
Messenger RNA from Tachysurus fulvidraco (yellow catfish), 583 nucleotides. It is a transcript of the gene gemin7, whose product is annotated as gem (nuclear organelle) associated protein 7. Gene Ontology annotation, biological process: spliceosomal snRNP assembly. Gene Ontology annotation, cellular component: SMN-Sm protein complex. The record is from RefSeq and is a predicted model, not a curated record. NCBI's taxonomy places the organism in Eukaryota, Metazoa, Chordata, Actinopteri, Siluriformes, Bagridae. The coding region runs from base 148 to 540 and encodes 130 amino acids. The transcript has 2 exons.